Messenger RNA from Didymodactylos carnosus, 1173 nucleotides. NCBI's taxonomy places the organism in Eukaryota, Metazoa, Rotifera, Eurotatoria, Philodinida, Philodinidae. The record is from the annotation of a GenBank genome assembly.
AUGAGCCGCAAUAGAUUUAGGCAAAUAUCAUCAUCUUUACAUUUCACAAACAAUGACAAUAUUACAAAUAAUUCAGACAGACUAUUUAAAAUUUUACCAAUUAUAAAUUAUUUUAAACCAAAAUUUUUAAACAUUUAUAAACCUGAACAACAACUUUCCCUUGAUGAAAGUAUUAUACCUUGGAGAGGUAGAUUAUGUUUUAAAGUUUACAAUUCCUCGAAAAUUAUCAAAUACGGUAUUCUGGUUCGAAUGGUUUGCGAGGCAACUUCUGGUUAUAUAUGCAAUUUAGAAAUAUAUUGCGCAAAAGGAUUAAAACUAAGAGAUACCAUCCUGAAUCUUAUGACACCAUAUUUCGAUUUGUGGCACCAUUUGUAUAUGGAUAAUUAUUAUAAUAGUGUGGAAAAUAGCCAAAUUUUAUUGAAACAUAAAAUUAGAAUAUGUGGCACUAUUCGUAUAAAUAGAGAUGUACCAGUAUGUUUAAAAACUGUACAACUAAAAAAAGGAAAGACCGUUUAUCGUAGAAAAAAAGAUGUUUUGGUACAAAUCUGGAGAUCCAAAAAUGAUGUGCGAAUAAUAUCAACAAUCCAUUCCGCAGAAAUGAAAGAAAGUAGAAAUAUUGAUAGGACUACAAAAGAAAAAAUUAUAAAACCCGUCGGGAUAAUUGAUUAUAAUAAAUAUAUGAAAGGAGUAGAUCGGGUCGAUCAGUACAUUUCGUGCUUCAGAAUCGCAAGAAAAACUAAAAAAUGGACAAACAGGGUAUUCUUCUAUUUGUUAAAUUGUGCCAUUUUUAAUGCGUAUCGUGUAUAUAACAAUUUAAACACAAAGAAGAUGCGAUACAAGAAGUUUUUACAUGCGAUUGCACGUAUGUGGAUAACCGAUGAUAUUCAAGAUGUAGACGACGAUGAAGAAAAUGAAGAAAACCCUGGACCAUCCGAAUUGCGCACAAGACGCGCACCAAAAUUAGAUCCGCCAACAAGAUUAUCACAAGACAUGAAACAACAUAUAUUGGAAAAAAUAAUAGGCACUGGAAAAAUACGCCAUCCUCAAAGACGAUGCCGUGUGUGCGCUAAACAUAAUAAACGGAGUACAACGAUUUACAUAUGCAAACACUGCAACGUUCCACUUCACAGGGGUAAAUGUUUCACAAAAUACCAUACACUUAAACAUUAUUAG